CCUCUCCCACUUUUCUCCCUUUCAGGCCAAUGUGGUGUGCAUGGUCUAUGACGUCACAGAAGAGGCCACCAUUGACAAGAUUCGGACAAAAUGGAUUCCGAUGGUGAAUGGUGGCAUUGAGAGGUGUGCCAGAAUCCCCAUCAUUCUUGUGGGAAACAAGUCCGACCUGCAUACCGGGAGCUCCAUGGAAACCAUUCUGCCCAUCAUGAACCAGUUCUCUGAGAUUGAGACCUGCGUGGAGUGUUCAGCAAAGAACCUGAAAAACAUUUCUGAGCUCUUCUACUAUGCCCAGAAAGCUGUCCUUCACCCAACUGCCCCUCUCUAUGAUCCAGAGGAGAAACAGUUAAGACCAGCAUGUGCCCGAGCACUCACUCGCAUUUUCACCAUGUCUGAUCAGGACAACAAUCAAAUCCUAAGUGAUGAAGAGCUGAAUUAUUUCCAGAAAUCCUGCUUUGGAAACCCGUUGGCUCCUCAGGCUCUGGAAGAUGUCAAAAUGGUGGUGUGGAAGAACACGACAGACGGUGUCCAGGACAAUGGCCUUACACUCAACGGCUUCCUUUUCCUCAACACCCUCUUCAUCCAGAGAGGGCGUCACGAGACUACAUGGACCAUUCUCCGCCGCUUUGGCUAUGACGAUGCCCUGGAGCUGACCGAUGACUAUCUCUGCCCAGUGAUCCGGGUACCCCAGGACUGUACUACAGAGCUCAACCACUUCGGGUACCAAUUCCUGCAACGGAUGUUUGAGAAACAUGACAAGGAUUGUGACGGCGCCCUCUCGCCCGUCGAGCUGCAGAACUUCUUUGGUGUGUUCCCCUACAUCCCCUGGGGACCUGAGCUCUACCACACGGUAUGCACCACAGAUAAAGGCCUGCUUUCCCUGCAUGGAUUCCUCUGCCAGUGGACGCUGGUUGCCUACCUGGACGUCCAUCGCUGCUUAGAAUACUUGGGCUACCUGGGGUACCCCAUCUUCUCACAGCAGGACUCUCAGAUUUACGCCAUCACAGUCACCCGGGGGAAAAAGAUCGACUUGGAGAAAGGCCAGACUCACCGGAAUGUCUUCCUGUGCAAAGUGAUCGGGUCUCAGGGAUCUGGCAAGUCCGCUUUCCUGCAGGCCUUUUUAGGGAAGAAAGUGGAGGUCCAAAGUGAAUCUGAAGAAAGCAGAUCGUCCUAUUCAAUUAAUACCGUGCUGGUCAAUGGACAGGAAAAGCAUUUAAUUCUGCACGAGAUUGAGGCCUGUGUGGAAUUUGCAAAAACCUCCGACAUAACGUGUGAUGUUGCCUGCUUCUUGUAUGACGUGACAGACUUCAAGUCUUUUAAUUACUGUGCUAAUAUUUAUAAGCAACACUACAUGGACAGUCAGAUUCCUUGUCUCUUCGUGGCUUCCAAAACUGACCUGCCGGAAACAGCCCUUCCGCACGGCUUCUCCCCAGCCGAGUUCUGCUACAAACACCGCUUGCAGCCCCCGUUUUACUUCUCCUGCAUCAGCCAGGAACUUCUCAGCACCGCGGUCUACACCAAACUAGCCACAGCCGCCACGUUUCC
Messenger RNA from Thamnophis sirtalis, 1542 nucleotides. The record is from RefSeq and is a predicted model, not a curated record. NCBI's taxonomy places the organism in Eukaryota, Metazoa, Chordata, Lepidosauria, Squamata, Natricidae.